Verruconis gallopava is the source of this 1034-nucleotide messenger RNA. RefSeq lists its product as uncharacterized. Bases 156 to 878 code for a protein of 240 amino acids. NCBI's taxonomy places the organism in Eukaryota, Fungi, Ascomycota, Dothideomycetes, Venturiales, Sympoventuriaceae. The transcript has a single exon. The record is from RefSeq and is a predicted model, not a curated record.
CGUACUCUGAGCCUGACCCGGAAUAUGCAAGAGGUUGCAGCUUUGUACCGGCGUCUUUCGUUGGAAAACGACGGCCUUUUGACCUGAGAUGAUAGUAAGACUAGUUCUCCCUUUCGCAUGAACUCCACUUGUCUUCUUCAUAUCUUCUAUUUUUCAUGGACACCAAGCCAUCUCGUGACUCCCUCUCAAUGUCUUCCGGCACUGCAUCACCACCAGACUACUCGCCACUGAACAAGGAAGAGACAGACAGCGUUGACGGACUCGACAUGCUGCCUCUUCACAGACACCACCAGUCGAAGAGACGACGAAGGCUAUACAAAGCCGGCAAGGCGGUCUUCAUUGUCAUCAUGGUCGCAUUCAUCGUGCUCACGUUUGCCCUCUCUUUCCACGCCGUCGACACGCUCGGCAAACUGGGUGUCCUUAUCAAUAAAAAGGUUAAACCGCCAAGCCACGGCCAAAGAAGCUACAAGUACCCAUGCGGCGAAACUGCUGCCGAGGCUCAGGAAAAGGGUUGCAUUUUCGAUGUCAUGAGCAUGGCCUGGCAAUCGCCCGAAUGCUUCGACUCGGACCUGCAUGACGAAUUUAUGGCACUUGGGCCAUGGAGAUUCUAUUCUGACCCAUCUGCCACUACGGAGCUGACAUACGAGCAAGUCAGUCAGAAGGGCCAGAUAAGCUGGACGGAUAGGCGGUAUUUUGUUAUUCAUUGUAUUUACGGAUGGAAGGCCAUGCACCGGGCAUGGCAACGAGGGUGGAGAAUGGACAGUAACCUGGCAGACUUUGAACACACGGAGCUGUGCUCUAGGGUUUUCGAGAACACGAGCAUUCCUCUGGAUGCAAUGACGACAAGGAUUCAUGUGGACUUCCCAAGCUGCAAUUAAUUAAAGGCAACUUUAUUGAAAAAUCUAUGUGAAAUUGAGAAGUGAGAAAUUUUGAACUUGGUGUCUCCCGUUGGCAGACCAAGUUCUACUAGACAUAUCUCGUAUGUAGUAAAUCAUAUUUAUUUCACAACUUGGAGCUCUUACAUACUCCGAAAA